Pseudonaja textilis is the source of this 2139-nucleotide messenger RNA. The record is from RefSeq and is a predicted model, not a curated record. NCBI's taxonomy places the organism in Eukaryota, Metazoa, Chordata, Lepidosauria, Squamata, Elapidae.
AUGACCAACUAUAAAGGCCAAGGCCCAACAAACAGCAAGAGCAAUAGCAUUCUGGCAGAGAAGCUAAACAGCGUUUUUGCACACUUUGAGACCACCAAGAACCUGGAUAUACUGCCUCAUGAAGACCACGACACUGCAACUCUCUUUCUUCAGGUGCAUGAGAAAGAAGGCAAACAUAAAUUGAAUUACUACAAGCCAGGAGAUUUCCUGAUAAGUGGAAUCAUAUCUACAUCUAGCACUGCAUUUAAACCAUACAUCUUCUUUACGCCUCCAAACCACAGAUUUCAAAGUAUACAGAGUAUGAGCUUCUGGCACCUCCUGCCUUUCUUCUUUGCCAUUCAUGAGAUCAACCGGAAUCCAAGGCUGUUACCAAACCUCACCCUGGGCUACAGCAUCUAUGAGAACUUUUUUAAUGCAAGGAUAACAUACGACGUCAUGAUGGAUUUGCUUUCUACAGGACAGGAGAAUGUCCCAAACUACAGUUGUGGAAGACAAAAUAAUCUGUUGGCUCUGCUUGAGGGAACUGAUUCUGAUCUCUUUAGUCAAAUUUCCACCAUGUUGAGCAUCUACAAAAUCCCACAAAUAAAGAAAAGGACACAAUAUUAUGAUUUUAAUUCACAUUACUCUGCUACAGGGAAGUUUGGGGAGGCAGCAUAUCAAUGCUCCUAUUCAAUGCCCUUUUUGUCUAAGAAAGUUUGGAAUACAUGCCUGGAAAAGGAGAGCUGGGAAACCCCUCCCCAGGAUCUGGUUGAAAGAAUCCUGUCUGAGGAUGGCUCCAGUAUUUCUACAUCAAUCCAGGUUUUGGCCUGGGUCCUCCAUGCUGCCUUUUCCUCCCAAAGGAGGAGGAUGCAUGUUGGGGACCAUCAGAAACUCCAGAUGCUCCAUCCUUUUCUAGGAAAUUUCCAAACUUACAAUCUUUCUGGGAAUGAAGUUUAUUUGAAUGAGAAAAGAAUCCGUACUGCCCAUUUUGAAAUCAUGAACUGGGCAGAAUUUCCCAACAAGACUGCUGCUGGGGUGAUAAUUGGGAAGAUUGGAAAAGAAGAAGUCUCAUCAGAUAUCAAGAUCUCUGUCCACGAGAGUGCCAUCAUAUGGCCAACGUCUUUUAACCAAAAGGCCCCCUUUUCUAGAUGUACUGAAAGUUGCCUCCCAGGAUAUACAAAGCUCUUGAGAGAAGGAGAACCAGUUUGUUGCUAUGACUGUUCUCCAUGCAUGGAAGGAACCAUCUCUGUGCAGAAAGAUGUAGCCCAUUGUGAAAAAUGUUCAAAUGACCACUACUCCAACAAGAAGCGGGAUCGUUGUGUCCCCAAAGUUAUGACUUUUCUGUCCUACAGAGAAAACUUAGGUUUCAUACUGGCUAUCUCUGCCCUUUUUUUAUCUCUCACUACUGCUUUAGUUCUAGGAAUUUUUAUUAAAUAUCGAGAAACUCCCCUAGUCAAAGCCAACAACCGUGAUCUCACUUACAUUCUGUUAUUCUUUCUCCUGCUUUCCUUCUUGACUUCCCUUCUAUUCAUUGGUCAACCCCAGAAAGUGACUUGCCUCCUUCGACAAACUGCCUUCAGUGUUGUUUUCUCUGUUGCAGUGUCUUCCUUGCUGGCCAAGACUGUCAUGGUUGUGGUGGCAUUUCUGGCCACAAAGCCAGGCAGCAGAAUGAGGAAAUGGCUGGGGAAAUCUUUGGCUAAUUUCAUCAUCUUCUCCUGCUCUGGUGUUCAGGUGGCCAUCUGUUUCAUAUGGCUGGGAAUCUUUCCCCCAUUCCCAGAUUCUGACUUAUAUUUCCAAAAAGAACAGAUCCUCCUGCAAUGCAAUGAAGGUUCAGUCACCAUGUUUUAUUCUGCCCUUGGCUACUUGGGCUUCCUGGCUGCCGUCUGCUUCUUGGUGGCUUUCCUAGCUCGAAAAUUGCCUGCAACCUUUAAUGAAGCCAAGUUGAUCACCUUCAGCAUGCUGGUGUUCUGCAGUGUUUGGGUUUCUUUUGUCCCCACCUACCUGAGCACCAAAGGGAAAUACAUGGUGGCCGUGCAGAUCUUCUCUAUCCUGACCUCCAGCCUGGGCUUACUCGGCUGCAUCUUCAUCCCCAAAUGUUACAUCAUCAUUCUGAGACCUGACAUGAAUAUGAGGGAGCAUCUAAUGAUAAAAAACUAUUAG